Molecule: messenger RNA, 4255 nt
Organism: Pimephales promelas (fathead minnow)
Lineage: Eukaryota; Metazoa; Chordata; Actinopteri; Cypriniformes; Leuciscidae
Gene: slc50a1
Product: solute carrier family 50 member 1
Biological process (GO): carbohydrate transport
Cellular component (GO): membrane
Molecular function (GO): sugar transmembrane transporter activity
Source: RefSeq, a predicted model, not a curated record
ACGGAAACAGAGAAAGUGGACGUCAGCGUUGCAUUAGUGUUGGAUACUAAGUUUUGUAAAUAUAAUUUAUUUGCCUGAUAGCACAGGGGUACAGAAGCACAGCACAGCUCAAUUUUCGAUUUUUCAGUCUAUGGAUUUUCUGCAGCUGCUAUCAUGUGCGUGCAUCAUAUUCACCGUCGGGAUGUUCACGACGGGAUUGACAGACUUGAAGAAAAUGAAGGCCACACAGUGUUCAGAUAACGUUCAGUUUCUGCCCUUCCUUACCACAUGCUUAAAUAAUCUAGGUUGGCUUUACUAUGGAUUACUGAAGGGAGAUGGAACAGUGAUUAUUGUAAACGUCAUUGGGGCAACUUUACAGACCUUAUACAUCAUCACCUAUUGUCAUUAUACCAAAGAGAAGAGGCGAGUGUUCUCACAGACACUGGUGAUGGUGAUUGUGCUGUGUGUGGGCUGGGUGUAUUUUACUAUGGUGAUUCCUCCUGGAGAAGCUCAACUGUCUCAGCUGGGCCUCGCCUGCAGUGUGUUCACCAUCAGCAUGUACCUCUCUCCGCUCACUGAUCUUUUGGAUAUUAUGCGAACGAGGUCUGUGGAGCGGUUGUCUUUUUCCCUGACUGUUGCUACGUUCUUCACAUCGACAUCAUGGACGCUGUAUGGCCUUCAGCUCCAAGACUAUUAUAUCAUGGUACCCAACACCCCUGGUAUCUUUACUAGCCUCAUCCGCUUCUUCCUUUUCUGGUGGUUUGGAGCUGUCAUUACAAACAAGCCCACCUAUAAACUCAUCCAAGUCUGAGAGGGAAUUUACAUUGAAUCUAAUUAAGUGCCUUCGCCACUUUCUGUUAUCCAAGCCAGAAGAGCUUCUUGGCUUUUUUUUUUUUUUUGGUAUCAGACUAUCAUGAUACCUUCUGAACUCAAACAUCUAGUGAAACUGCCACUGUAAAUUCUGUGAUGACUAUUUUCACUUUAUCUUUGUCUUUAGUUAAAGGGAUAGUUUAGCAAAAAAAAAAAAAAAAUGAUAUUGCUGGUACCAUUUACUGUCAUGUUGUUGUUCCAAAUCUUUCUUUCAUCAGUGGAACAUAAAAGAAGAUAUAGACAUUGGAAGUCAAUGGUAACCAAAACUGUUUGGCUACCAACAUUCUUCAGAAUUUAUUCUUUAUUUUUCCACAGACGAAAUAAAGUAAUACAGGCUUGGAACAACAUGAGGGUAAGUAAAUGAUGACUUGAAUGAUGAGAUCUUUUUUUUUAAUGAAAUAUAAAGUGAAAUAUCUCUUUAAUUAAAGGAAUGUUACUCCCCACCCCAAAACAAAAAUCUGAAUGUACCUAUUAUUCCAAUCCUGUAUUUCUUUAUUUCUGAUCCCAAAAAGAGGACAGUGUUUUUUCCCAUGCAAUUUCAAAGAAUUGGUACUGGAGCUUUUAGUUCGAUCCUGGAUCAUACAUAUGAUGGAUCCGGUUCUUAAGCUCACUAAGAUUAUCAGACUAUCUUAUAUCGUUUAGAUCUAUUUUUUUAAUACAUUUAUGACUUGAAAGUUCCUGUACCUAUUCUUUGUAGUUGGAUGGAAAAUAAUCUCCUCAGAAUUUCUUUGUGCUGCCUGGAAGUGUCCUCAGACUUUGAAAGAAAAUAAAGUCAUACAGGUUUGGAACAACAUGAGGACGAGUAAAUAAUGGCAGACGGUACAUUCAUUUCUGGUACAUUUUUAAAUUGAAAAUGAGUGAAAGUGUUGGUUGAUCCUUAUUUGGAUGAGGAUUCUCUGAGUUUGUUUGGCAGGUAUUUCUUAGUUAAUAAGUGUUGAAAGCUGCAAACAUGACACACCCCAAAACAUGAGCUCAAACAUUUCCUGUUGUAGCCCUUUCUUUUGAUACGAUGUGUUAAUAUUAAGCAGGUGUCUUUUUGUAUCUUGGGUAGGCUACAUACAGUUCUGAGUGGCCUUUUGGAAACUGUCACAUUAAAUACAGUACAUGUAGUGUUUACAGAAUCGCUCAUUAAUCAUAGACUACCUUAUUAUAAUAUUAUUCUUAAUUGUGUCCAAAUGGCAGUUUGGCAGCUAUUUAAUCCCGCGCGUCUAACUCCAAAUGAAACUUUGUGUAGAAACAGAACAUUUGUCUGACUGAAUGCCGUUGGAUUAAGAAUAUCUGUCUCAGAGAUUACAGGAAAUAGGAAAUCUUGCACACAUCUGUUCAGUGUUCACAGUUCUUGUUUUGUAGUUGAAAGCUCUUUUUCUCUAAUCGUUCUCACUGUCAGAGCACCAUAUACUUUACAAUAAGCCUUCAGAGAACACCAAAGUCGCACAAAAUCUGAUGGCUUUAAUCAUGUGAGUUGUGGUGACAGGCAGGAUAUGGAGAAGAAUAAUUGUCUAAUUCACUAAAUUACAUAUUCGUAUCCCAUUAGAUGUUGAGAUGAAAAUCGUAUGCAGUCCAUGUUGUCUUGCAUAUGGUAAACAGGUUUGGUCUGUGACGGGAAAUAACUCUGGGUCUUACUGUACAUCAUUCGGUAGUCUUUUCAAGUCUUCAAGACUUUGGCUUUGUGAAUAAAAAUGGUCAUUAUGUUGAUUUUUAUACUUGUUGUAUUGUUUAUGGCUUCUGUGUUGUAUGGUUUUACAUUAAUCUGAAAUGUCUUUGUUUCUUUGUACUAUUUUAUAUCCUAUGCAACGUUGUAUAUUACAUCAGAGGGGAUUUGGGGUGAUGUUCUUUCUGUGUUGUUUCUGUGGGGCAAAAUGGCUCAAAUAAAUUUUUAUAUAACAUAGCCUUCUAUAUUUGGUUGAGACUGCGAGAAGAAGUUAUGAGAGCUUAGCAGGGGAAUGUGAGAGGAUUUUGUUCUGGUCUCAAAGAGGAUCAGCACUGAUUGUGAGCAAUGAAAACUAAAAUACAAAAGCCGAGGCGUAACGCGUACUGAUAGACAUUUUAAUUUCUGUGGGAAAUAACAGCACUUUUAUCUCCCGCUAUUAGGUGUUUGGUUUUGUAGAGCUCUCUGUGUUUUUGAGUGUGUGUGUUGUUUGCAGUUGGCCUUGGUUAACAUGAGCGAGUGAGAACCAUGUGUUUGCUGUUUCUCAGUGCCUGUAUGGAGUCUUUACAUGUUUUUCCUGCCUGCCUCUCAGAGAAAGACAUGAAAGGGGGAAAGGAUUGUGGCUGGUGAUUGUUCAUCAGGAGAGUGUGUUUUUGAAAGAAUUAGUGUUUGGCAAACCUCUUUUGUGAGAGAAACAAUGAUGACUAUGGCAGUCUCACGCAUGAAGACAAAAGCACUUUUUAGUCUUCAGCCAUGUUUGUCUAAAUGCUUUUUGUGUAAAUGUUAACAUGUAAGAAGAUUAGUGGUUUUCAAACCAAAAUGGGUCAUGUCCAUUCUGCUGUGAUAGUGAGAGGGUCACAGACAGCGGGGGAAAUGCAACAAACUAAUGUACAGUUUUGAUUGUAAAUAUAAAUAAGCUUGUCAAACAGUACCGGUCAAAGGGUUUUUAAUGGUCAAGUUCGGUAUUUUACACUUAAAGCCCUGUUUUAAAAUCGUUUCUGAUGAAAUAGAAUGGUUAAGAUUGAAAUUUGGACACAUGCUGCUGGCCCGAGAAUUUUUGUUUUUUUGUGGUUGCACCCCCCUUUUGCAGCUAUUUUUGUAAACAUAUUAGCUUUUAAAAUGUUAUAUUGCAAUAGAAAACAGUUGAUUUAAAUUGUAAUAAUAUUUCACAGUGUUUUUUUUUUUUUUACUCUAUUUUUGUACGUAAACAGGCUUGGUGAGAUUAAGUGUCCAAACUUUUUACUAGUAGGCUACUGUAUAAUGUAGUAUAUAUAUAUUUUAGCAUUUUUUAAAACCAUCAACAAAACUGAGUUUUAUAUAAUGUCACAUGAUUACUGUUUUUACUGUAUUUACUUGUUUUAAAAAAUAAAUGUAGACCGGGUGAUAAGAGACUUUAAAGGGAUAGUUCACCCAAAAAUGAAUAUUCUGUCUUCAUUUAUAGUAUACACACCCUCUUCUAAACCUGUAUUGACUUCCAUAAUAUAAACAAAAAAAUUCUUUGGAAGUCAUUGGGGAUUGGAAACUGUUAAAACAUUCUUAAUAAUAUCUUCUUUUAAUUUCUGCAGAACAAAGAAAUAGGUUUGGAACAACAACUUGAGGGUGAGUAAAUUCAUUUUCAUUUUUGGGUGAACUGUGUGUUUAAAAAAUAUCUUACUGACCUUUUGAAUGAUGUGAUUUUUUUUCUAUUCAACCGAUGACAUGUUAAAAUUGUAGCAUAUUAUGUGGCCUAUACAGAUUAAACUAUUGUUUUAAGGGGUA